Aplosporella prunicola CBS 121167 is the source of this 423-nucleotide messenger RNA. RefSeq lists its product as uncharacterized. The transcript is spliced from 3 exons. The coding region runs from base 1 to 423 and encodes 140 amino acids. Lineage: Eukaryota; Fungi; Ascomycota; Dothideomycetes; Botryosphaeriales; Aplosporellaceae. The record is from RefSeq and is a predicted model, not a curated record.
AUGCCCGGUUACGAUAACGUGUUGCUGCUUGGAUGGAGGUGCAGAAUACGCUGCACGACGGUGGUUUGUUGUUUGUUUGGCCGAUGCCGAGGGCAAGGUGCACAUUCUCUCUCGGCAACGCCUCCUGCAACAAAGUCUAUCACAACCUCCCCUGCCACGCCGCCUACGAAUGCCAAUGUUUCUCAAAAUCCAUAUCCCAGUCAUGACAUGUUCCCGCAUCUCUCUCAUGUACGCGCAAUGUGGCUUAGAAAGCCGAGCGCUCGGCACACGCAUGCCAUGCAUCCAGCUUUGAUUGACAAAUUCCGGGGACUGGAUUUCACUCCGCUGCGAGAUACGAAUUCCGGGGGUGCUUCCUUGGAAACAACGUGCAUGUACAUGGCGCUCCGGGUCUCCUCCCGAAACCCCUGCAAAUGGCCUGCCUAA